CCACAGCGGUUUCCCUGGCCUUCGCCAACACCAGAGUUCUCUUCUUUGGUCUUCCUUUGUUCUUCUCUGCAGGAUCUGGCAGUGUUGGUCAGCCUUGCUUCUGUUUUUAGAAGCCCAGCGAGCCCUGUGGACAUCAGUUCGGAAGCCAAGUCCCUGUUCAUUUCCCACGAGGAGCAACCCUUUUUAACAGCGAUUCUGACAGAACCUGUGUUUUGGAAGAAGACUGAUGGCUUUGAGCCUACAUUGGAAAGUAUGUGCACUAUUUCCCAGGAACUUCUGCAGUCUUCGGAGGGCUGCGAGCAGCCGGGAUCUUCCCUUGAUUCCCUGGGGCCACUACCCUUGCCGAGGAGUUCGGUGCUUUUUGCACCCUGAGAUGAAAGCUUUUCUGGAGGAGAACACUGAAGUCACCAGUGGUGGCAGCCUCACCCCUGAAAUCCAGUUGCGGCUUUUGACUCCCAGAUGCAAGUUCUGGUGGGAACGCGCUGACCUGUGGCCCUACAGUGAUCCGUACUGGGCUGUCUACUGGCCAGGAGGCCAAGCCCUGUCCAGGUAUCUUCUGGAUAAUCCUGACAUUGUCAAAGGAAAAUCUGUGUUAGAGCUUGGAAGUGGAUGUGGAGCCACAGCCAUUGCUGCUAAAAUGAGUGGGGCAUCAAGGAUAUUGGCCAAUGACAUAGACCCUAUUGCAGGAAUGGCCAUUACACUGAACUGUGAAUUGAACCAGCUGAAUCCUUUUCCCAUUUUAACCAAAAACAUUUUGGAUUUGAAACAAGAUACAUGGGACGUUGUUCUCCUUGGAGAUAUGUUUUAUGACCAGGACCUUGCAGACGCUCUUCAUCAAUGGCUGAAGAAAUGCUUUCAGACUCACAAAACUCAAAUACUGAUUGGUGAUCCAGGGCGACCCCAGUUCAGUGGACACAGCAUUCAGAAUCAACUGCACAGAGUGGUCGAAUAUUCACUUCCGGAGUCUACCAGGCAGGACAACAAUGGAUUGACAACAAGCGCAGUGUGGGAUUUUCAGCCUUGAGGUCACCGAGUGCUCCCAUGUGUGGAUCUAGCUGUGUCUGGUUUUAACCCUAAACAUUGCCACUGUCAGGAUCAUCUCCAGUUAAAGACUGUUCAUUCCUGUUAAAGUGGCACGUCUUGUUUCCAAACUGUGUGGGCUGAAGGCUUUGUCAGCCUUUGUUGUGGAACUGCGUCUGCACCUCCUUUUGGGCCAAUUACACAUAUCUGUUUCUGCAGUUUUCCUGCAGUAGGAAUAUGAUGGCACAUCACUUAGUGGUGAUGACAUGUAACUUUAAGUAGAAGAGAGAAGUUGGAAAAUUGUAGCAGAACCUAUUUCUAAAGUUGAGGACAACUAUGAUGUCUUGGAAUAAAACAAAAUUAAAAAAUAUAGAUGAAUUCUGUAUUUUAAAAAAUUGGUGACUAUAAACUAUGUAGUUAAUAAAAUACAUUAUCCCAGGGCUUUAGAGUUAGGCAGCUCUAUCACUUUUAGCUGGGAUUUUGAAGGCUAAACUGUCCAAGCUUUAAUUUCCUUGUCUGAAGAAUGGCAAUAACACUCACUAAACCCCACUUUAAAGCAUUUUUGCAUUGAGUGAAAGGAUAUGCCAGGUGCCUAAUAUAACAUGUAGUACCCAGCAGAACCUUAAUUAAGGAACUGUGGAGGCAUGGUGGUUAAAGAGAUCAUCAAAAGGUCAGCUGUUCAAACCCACCAACACUCCCGUGGGAGAAAGAUGUGGCAGUCUGCUUCUUUGGAACUCACUCUAUGGCAGUAGGAUUGUUUUUGGUUUAGGGCCUUAAAUUGUCCCUGGAUGGUACAGAUGGUUAACAUGCUCAACUGCUAGCCCAGAGGUUGGAGGUUUGAGCCCACCCAGAGGCUCCUCAAGGAGCCUAGGUAAC
Messenger RNA from Echinops telfairi (small Madagascar hedgehog), 1896 nucleotides. It is a transcript of the gene ETFBKMT, whose product is annotated as electron transfer flavoprotein subunit beta lysine methyltransferase. Gene Ontology annotation, cellular component: mitochondrial matrix. The transcript has 4 exons. The coding region runs from base 227 to 1024 and encodes 265 amino acids. NCBI's taxonomy places the organism in Eukaryota, Metazoa, Chordata, Mammalia, Afrosoricida, Tenrecidae. The record is from RefSeq and is a predicted model, not a curated record. Gene Ontology annotation, biological process: peptidyl-lysine trimethylation. Gene Ontology annotation, molecular function: protein-lysine N-methyltransferase activity.